CGCACAAAGGAACAUAAGGCAAUGCUCUCGUAACAGAUUUUAUGAAUUUUUAACGAAAGGACUACUCCAGGAGAUAGAUGAAGCUGGACGUCUCAGUGCAAAUUUGACUCUGCUUGCCAAAUGAACAAAAAUUUAAGCAGAGAAUCUUAAUCGAUGAUUCUGAUUUAAGUGUCCAAUCUCACACUUACUUUAAAAUUCACCACAGUAAAAAGUCGCACAGAAAUACGGAUGCUAACAAAAAGCAAUCGCCACUCUGCUGCGUGGUUCUGAAAUCGAAUAAGCAAAAAAGCUUGGAGGCACCCUAGCACCAGACAAUGUUAAUGGCACGAAGCACGAAGAAGUUGAAAGCUCUGAGAGGGCUUAAGUUAAGUGCAUGCGCAUUGACCCGAAAAUGCCAGCAUAUGAAACAACAACAUAUGCACAUCAAUAAGCCUGCAUAGCUACAUAGUCACGGUGGUUCAUAAAUCAAAUUAAACCCGAAUAAAUUUUCAAAACCUUAGAAAAUAAAUACUUUUUCCUAAAAUAAUUUUAAUUUCAUAGAAACCAAGUUUUGCUUUUACAAAUAAGUUCUGGCUGAUUCUGUUAUGAUAUGACAAACUGUUUUGUAGGCUGUUUUUUUUUCAUUUAUUAAAUACUAAAUAUGGAAUAUGUUUUUAGUUUCUGUGUACGUAAAAGCGUAUGAAAAAAGCGAAUUGCAAGAACUGUGAACCACUGUGCGGUUGGGCACUAGAGCAAGUGCAAGGUGGGACUUGCAUGAAUUUACUUGCGACAUGUUAUGAAUUAAUUCUUAUCAAUGACGUACGUAGCCAAGUUUUGGGUGAACAAACAGCUGGUGGAGGGAUAUUUGGAAAAAGCUAAGCUCGCACACCAUUGCAAGCGUUCUGAACGCCUUCGUUGGCUACGCCGAAAAGAUAAAUGCGAGCAUAUGCACAAACGCACAACGACGAAAAGGAUUUUUACGCCCGCAUUGGCACAAAACGAGGCCAAUUCAAUAAAAAUUGUUGCGCCAUCAGCAACGGCAGCAGUUCAUUGAGAGCUCUAGAGCAGUCAACAACGCCUAUUCAAGGAGACCAGUGAUCGAAACCGCUACAGCAAACGCCUUCAUAUAAUCACAUCAAAAACAAGUGCAAAAUUUGAUAAACUUGUGAUUGUUACACUCGAAGCCAAUAUAAGUUUGCUAUUAUUUUAUUAAAAAAUAGUGGUUUUGCGCAACAACAAUAAAAGAACGAUUAGCAAGCAAAUUAACAUGAGCUGCGCUAAGUGUUCGAACCGUUAUUUAGUUUUGGUAUGCGUACUUGGAGUUUUGGUGACCACCGCUGCGGCUGUGCCAACAUCUGUGCUGGUCCAGAACUCCGAAGUUACAUCCAAUAUCAAUGCAGCCAAUAAUAAUCACAAUCUGAUGACGAAAGUGAAACGUUCUUCUAAUAACGCAAAUGAAAUGAUGCCCAAAAAAGCUUCGAUCGAGGCAUCUGCUACAUCUGGCAAUAAAAAAUCCAGCCCUGAAGUUCUUCCGCCAGCCUUUAAUAUGCCUGCCACACAGCAAUCAGCCGGCAAUAAUUUGGCAAAUGGUAACAAAGUGAGUGGCGAUAGCAACUCUAACUACAUUUCGGAUGCUCAGGCAACUGGUGUUCUGUCUAUGCCAUCGAACGAAGACAUUAUUAAUUCGGCUAUUGCUGCUGGUCUUACCGCUGCGGCAGUAGAAGCGGCCGCUACGGCAAGCCAACGCGAGUCGGAACCUCAACAGCAUUUAAAUCCACAGGCUGAUGAAGAAGCACCCACACUCUUGCAUAAGCGCGGAAUUUCGACUCCGCAGUACCUCUACGGUGGAAUGGGUGUGGGAGGGGCUUAUGGAUAUGGCAAUGUGAAUGACAAUAGUUAUGGCACCGGAAGCGGUAAUGGUAACAGUAUCUAUGGCGGUGGUGAAUACUACAAUAAUCCAUACCUGAGUAAUCCGUUGGCAGUUGGUGGUGAGCACUUGGCUGCGGUGCCAGCUAGCGUUUGGACCGAUGAAACGGAUCCAUCAGUUGUCUACACCGAUAUUAAGGAUGACGACUUCUUGCCCGCACCACGAGUAUCUUCCUAUCGCAGCAAGGCUUACGAUAAUUUACAAAACAUUCUCAAUGCUGAGGCGUAUCCAGAAUCAAUGGCAUUGCCACUGCCGCAAACUCAACACACGAGCCACUAUUAUGGCGCCUUCAAUGGUAAUAAGCGUUCGAACAGAUACGACAACAACAAUUAUGGUGGCAGUAGCGGCAGCAGCCGUUUCGCCGAUAUGCGACUGAAACGCGAUACUAAACUAACUCCAGCUGAUAUGCUAGCUCUGGUUGCGCUGGUAGAGGCAGGGGAACGUUCACGGAAAGACACCGACACCGAGACCAGUAACAGUUACAUGUACCCGUCGCCUGGAAUGGGGGAUGCUCCGGAAACCUAUAGCAACUACAACGGCAUAAAAACCUACUAUCCAACUGCGGCAAAUAUGUACGACUAUCCCGGAAAUGUGGACGAAUUGGACGACAAUGCCGGUACGUGGAUAGAACCAAACAUGGUGGACUACUACGGUGUACCAAUGAAUAUGGCAACAAUACCCAAAUAUGAGCUCCCACCAGAACGCAUUGGUGGUGGCAAUGGAAAUCGUUAUGACCUCAAACGUUUUAUGGUGGCCAAGAAGAAGCGUUCGAUGGGCACCUUCCUUAAUGAACCGGUUUUCAAGCCAAGCAUCAGCUACAAGGUCAAUGGCGAAAAGUUCUAUUAAAAUGUUUGUGCAACUCUUGCUUUUCCCUCGUUGGCAGAGCUCAUCAUUAUGAAAUAGACUAAUUAAAGCUCAAAAAUAUGUCAAAUUAUGAAGAGGUUACUGGAGCGAAAAAUAUAAUAUUUACAUAUGUACAAGAAAACCAACAAAUAUCACAUUAAAUACGAAAUAAGUAAAUAAUGAAAAACUGCUGAAAUCAAAAUGGUUUUUAAAUUUAUCAAAAUCACUUCCAACAAAAAAAUUAAUUUAUACUUGACAUCACAAUGUUUUAAGCAAAGUGGAAUAAGUAUUUGGCGUACGCUUAUUUGACAACAUGAAACUUAAUUUUUUUAUGUAAAUUAACAAGUUUGUUUUUUCUGUUAAAGACGUUCAUAUCAAAACCCACUUGCUUUACAUACGUGUGUAUGUAUUAGUGCUGUAAAAUAGAGUCGAACAAUCCAUUGACACUCAAAGUUAUAGUUAUUUCAAAUAAUUGCAUUUUUCGUUUUCAAAUUUAACUAUGUUUCAAUGAAGAUUGCAUUUUUUGAUUGAGAGAAGUAAAAAAACGUUAAGCCAAAUUAAAUGGCAUAUACUUACUUCACUUUGUUUAAUACGCGUACGAUAAACUUAUAAUGAAAAUGAAAAAGUGCUUAAAUCGUAACAUUAGCUUAAAUUGGUAUAAGAACGCUACGAUGAUCUGCUUAUUGAAAAGUGUACCGAAGCAAAACAUGAAUCUCAGUUGGAGUAAUAACUUAGCAUGAUUGCAUUAACUGCUUUCUAAAUGGAAACAAAUUAAUAUGUCGAUAUAAUCACUUCUUCUAGGUCAUACAGUAGUCUGGAGCAACAAGCUGCUAGAUAUGAAAAAUCUAAAAAUAUUUUCAAGGAAGAUUUUCUCUCCUGUUAGGGGAAUCGGUUAGAGUUUUAUUUUCGGCUAUAGCUCAUGAAAUUUGAAUUAUGAAAUACUAUUUUUUAUUACACGAAGAUUUUAUGGAAGUCAAUAUUUUUCGUUUCUAAUUUAUAAAAAUAUAUUUUAAACUUGAAAAUAUUUUUCUAUAAAUUCAGAUACGAGCACUUUUUCCUUUUCAUUACAGAAAUAUUGAACCCUAUAAAUAUUGAGCAAAACUAAUCUGAAGUAUUUAAUACGGAUUCUAAUUUCUAAAUGAGAAGUUUUGUUUAAUCCAAUAAACUUUGAGACAGAAUGCGGUGCGUGCACAUACGAGUGUAUACAUAUGUUUUAUAAGCAUUUAACUACUACUCUCAAAGCAGGAUCUAUUUUAGAAACCACAAAAUUAUCAAUUAUGAACUACACACAUACUUAUACAUAAAUAAUUUAAUGUUGAAAAAUAAUAUUGUAGUUAUUUGAAAUGAGGUACGUAUACAUAAAUAAUUACAUACACAUGGGAAAUAUUCCAGAUGUUUACCUUCGGGUAAAAUAAGGAAUCAUUUGCGGGGUGCAUUUGUCCGAGUUACAUGGUUUCCCUUUUAAACCACUUGGUAAAACUGCAACUUCUCUAAAUCUUUAAUCCAUGAAAUUCGGUCCAAUUGUUAUUAAAAAUGCUGCAAAUAAAUACAAGCGCACAUUUGCAAAUAUAAAUACAAAUAACAGAUGAAAGCCCACGCCGCCAAGUUAUUUUACUUCAAUGAUAAUUCAAUUCCUUCAUGCACAUGCGUGUUGGUGUACAUGUACUUGCAUAUGCAUGUACAUACAAAAUACAAGUACGAAUUUACUAACAUACCUAUGUACCGAAAUCAUGGACGGUAUUUACAUUAUCCCAAAUAUUAAACGUAAUAUAUUUGUUUAAAAACCUAAUUGUGUUAAUGUAAAUAUAUAAAAAUUAUAUAUAUGUAUAUGUAUGCAUAUGAAAAUAUAUGUAAAAUCAUUAAAUUUGUAGACAUUAAAUAAUCAGCAGGCAGUAAAUGGCUCAGAGCACAUUUGAAACAUAAAUGAAUUUAAAAUUAAAUAAAAAAGUAAAUAAACAUACUAGUAGCAUAAAUCUAGAGAAAAUAUAUGCAAAGGAAAGUGUUUGCAUAUGGUGCUUAAAAGAAAGCGUAUAUAAUUGACCAAUUUAUGUAAAAUUCCCUUACUAUGAAUGUAAUAAUAUUCUGUAUAAAAAUAUGGCAUCAGUGCAAUCAAUUGAAAUUUUGUCUAACAAUACUUAAGUACACUCUUUAAUAAUAUUAUUAUAUGUACAUAUAUACAUAAUUUAAGAACAAAAUUCCUUAAGUCUUUUCCAAUCCAUUAAUUACAAAAAAAUUAUUUGUUGUAUGGCUGUUUUAAAAAGUAUUGUUUGGUAAAGAUAUACUGUACUUCCAUAUCUUGACUAUUUGUACUUUUGUAAAAUAUGUAUCCAAACUAUAGCGACUUUUAAGCUUUACUUCAAAUUUUUUU
Messenger RNA from Anastrepha ludens (Mexican fruit fly), 5117 nucleotides. RefSeq lists its product as uncharacterized. The coding region runs from base 1247 to 2752 and encodes 501 amino acids. The record is from RefSeq and is a predicted model, not a curated record. The transcript has 5 exons. NCBI's taxonomy places the organism in Eukaryota, Metazoa, Arthropoda, Insecta, Diptera, Tephritidae.